AUGAGUGAUUUAUUUAUGCCUAAUAGAAGCGAGAUAUCUUAAUACCAUUAGAGCGGGGUGGGGAAUCUGUGUGACAAGUACACCUUUUUAUUAUUCAUAAGUCUAUACUCUAGUUUUGGACCAUAUGGAGGAGGAAGUCUUAUUCACAAUUCCGGGUUUCUAGUUUAACCAGAUUAAUAUUGUUCUUCCGUUGGUUUAGAGGAAAGUGCCACUCCUAUUUAAAUUUAUGAAUUCCAUGAACCUGAGAUUUAGAAGCCAAUCUUAUUUAGGAGCACCGGAGAGUUAGAAAUGCAGUCUGAAGAAUUUGGAAUUGACAGACUGAAUUUUUAAGUGAAAACACUUGAAGAUUUCAAAGAAUACAAAAAUCCAUUGCAAGACAGUGGCAUUAUGGCAAGUGAACCAUCUUUUUAGGAAUUCAAUAUAUAUACAAGUAAUUUUAUUAGUUAGCCUAUCUACUUUAGAAUCUGAAUAAUAAAUCAAUUCUCAAUUCAAGCCAGAUAUAACGCACAUUGCCAAUCAAAACAUUAUCUCGGAGAACAAAGGUCUUUUUAAUGUCAAUUAAGCAAAAAGUAUUUACAAAAAGAAAAUCACACAGUUGGCAGAACAAACAUAGAAAAAAAUUGAUUUAGCCAUUAAUACUUCAACAAGACUAACGUAAAUUUCAGAUUUUCUAUUCAAUUAGGAAGAACCAAAUUAAAUUGUCAAGAAAAUCAUCAAUUAUUCCUAACGAUCAAAUUGAUAUGUAAUCAUGUUAAAUGAGUGCCGAUGGAAAUAUGGAUUCAGUCCAACAGAAAUUAGCAAAGAAUAGAGAAUCCGCUAGAAAUUCAAGAGCCAGAAAGAAACUAUAUUAUGAACUCUUGGAAACUAAAGUCUAAGAAUUGCAAGAGGAAAUUUAAAGAUUAAAGGAAUUUAAUUAGGCAAAACUGUGCAAUAAAAUAGAGGAGAACGUAUAUUUAUAUUUAAAAUUUAGUUUUAAACUUUUUUAGAUUAAUAAUAAUAAUUAUUUGAUAAAUUAGAAACUUGCUUACUUAAGAAUAAAGAUAAUUUUGAAAUAGAAAUUAUCUUAGAUGCCCUAAGAUAUAGAACCAAUUCAAAUACUCAAGAACGUAAGGAUGCUGCUAGAUAAUACUGUGAAUCUAUGAUUGAAGCAUACCUACCAAUCUAAACUAAAUAUUUGAUAUACUCCUUAGAAAAUAAUAAAGAUUUCUUUGCAUUAUAACCGGAGUAAUUCUUACCAUUAUCAAUAGGGAUUAUACAGAUUGGAUGAAAGAGACCUUCAAAAAAUUGCAAAUUUAGCCUGAUUAAAUUAAAAAAGUUAGAAGAAUAAAAUCAAAAUUAUAGAGUGUCACAAAUAAUAUUUCUGAGUAUAAUUAUACAUUUAAAUUUAGUUCGAUAUAAAAAAUUCAGGAUCAAUUAAAUGUAAUUCAAAGUGAAGCCACUUAGGUUGACUUAAUGUGGGAAUAGCUUAAAGAACAUUUAACUCCUGUUCAACUAGGAAAAUGCAUAUUAACAAUAAAAUAGGUAAUUGAUUUUAUUUUAGUCUUAGAAUUCUAUUCGUUAAGAACUCCAAACCUCUUCCUUGUUUCUUUAAUUAAAGAAUCAUUAAUUGGUAUCUUAUAUCAAUAUAUCUUUAGAGAGAAGAGGAGAAAAUAAUUCAAAAGUAGGAUCAAUCUCCAAUUCCGAAUAAUAGGAAACGCAUUAAACAAACUAUUCAAUGA
This is a messenger RNA of Paramecium octaurelia, 1718 nucleotides long. Lineage: Eukaryota; Ciliophora; Oligohymenophorea; Peniculida; Parameciidae. The record is from the annotation of a GenBank genome assembly.